UAGAGAUUUUGUUACCCUAAGCAGUAUAUAAGUUAUGUUUACAAACAAGCAAGCCAGCCAGGGAUGGCUUCCACUGUGCAUUGUACACAUUUAUUAUUUUGUUUUCUGUUCCACAGCCUGCAAAAUGAAAAGAUUGUAUAGCUCUUUUCAGAUGUUAUAGGUAGGCAUUAAAAUGAAGGUGGGAGGAAAUGGCAUUGCAAUAGGGGCCUUCUUCUGUCAAGGCCAGCUCCAGAUUUGAGGCAGGUCCAGGCAAAAUGUCCUAUCAUGGGCCCCCUCAUCUAUCAGAAUCCAUGGAAAGCUUACCUGGCUGCGCUUGGUGACUGGCGUAGCUAUCCCUUAAUUUCCCGGAAUGGUUUUAAACUGGAGACACUGUGGGAAUUUAACAUGGUAGCUAGAUACAGGAGUCUGACAUACUCAGAAUGCCAGCUCCCCAUUUUUUAAAGAGGGCAAAGGGCAGGCAUCAACAGUCGGCCUUACUAGGGCUUCGAACCUCUGGCAGCUGCCCAAGGAUGCCAGGUCCUGACUCCACACCUUUCCUUCCCUGCACAUUGUUAUAAGAUGUGUUGAAAGCAAUCAAAAACCCUAAAAUUAUGUUCACAAGUGAUGCCCACCACUUGUUUAGAAAAAGUGAAGGAGAAAGCCAAUUGGACUCCAACAUUGCCAUGCCCAUGGCUCUGGCCCACCAUGUAUUUGGCACAACAUCUGAAAGAGGAGCCUCCGUGUCUGCUACUGUAUGAACUGCACACAGUUGGAAACCCUGCAUUUUUGAAGUUCCUGUUGGCGUACAAAGCCUGUGCUCAUACCGCUAGCUGCCAAAAACAGGAUCCAAGUAGCUCCUUAAGAAGUCAAGUCCAACUUGAAGUACCAAGAUGGACAGCUGGCAAGGAAACACCAGCUCCGUCAGCAGCAAUGUGACAGAUCUAACCAUUGGUUUCUCCUCUUCAGCAAUAGCUGUCAUCUUAUUUGGAACAAACUUUGUACCAGUUAAGAAAUUUGACACUGGUGACGGAAUGUUCUUCCAGUGGAUUCUCUGUGCCGCUAUCUGGAUAGUUUCUUUAAUCGUUAACCUUAUUCAGAACAGCCCUAGAUUUUGGCCUCUUGCUAUGGUGGGGGGCUUUUUAUGGGCUACAGGUAAUAUAACAGUGGUCCCCAUUGUUAAAACCAUUGGGUUAGGCCUUGGCCUCUUAAUCUGGGCUUCUUUUAACUUGCUAACUGGCUGGGCAAGCUCAAGGUUUGGUUGGUUUGGAAUUGACCCAGAAGAAGUACCAAAACCAGUCUUAAAUUACAUCGGAGCUGGACUUUCAGUAUUAAGCACCAUCCUAUUUCUUUUCAUAAAAAGUGAUGUUCAGAGCUCUUCGCCAUCAUCAGAAAGAACUCCUUUAUUAAGAGAAAACUCAAUCAACACUUCUGAACACAGAGAUGAAAACAGGAGUGAUGUCUCAUGGGUGGAUAAUCUUUCUCCAUUUGGAAAAAGAAUCAUAGGUUGCUCCCUGGCUGUGGUAGCUGGAAUAUUGUACGGUUCCAGCUUUGUGCCUGUGCUUUACAUCAAGGACCAUGGCAGAAAGAAUGGAACUACAUAUACAGGAGCAAGUCAGUUUGAUUUAGAUUACGUCUUUGCCCACUUCAGUGGCAUCUUCCUUUCAAGUACCAUCUACUUUUUGAUCUAUUGUGCAGUAAUGAAAAAUAGACCUAAAGUUUUUCCUGAAGCCAUCAUCCCAGGAUUUGUUUCGGGUGUAUUGUGGGCAAUAGCCAGUUGCUGCUGGUUCAUAGCAAAUCGUUACCUCAGUGCUGUGGUCAGCUUUCCAAUAAUCACUGCAGGUCCUGGCUUUAUAGCUGCAAUGUGGGGAGUCCUGGUCUUUAAAGAAAUAAAGGGACUGAAAAAUUAUUUAUUACUUCUAACAGCAUUUUGUGUUAUUUUGGCUGGGUCACUCUCAACAGCUUUUUCAAAAGUCUGAAGAACAACUACUUCAACCAGCAGAUGGCAUCACUAGUUAAUACAUUUAAGAUAUGAAAGAGAAGAUCUUAUUUGGUAUUUUCUUGGAUCUGUCACCAGAGAGACAGGGGGCAAAAGUCCAUAAAUCGGGAACUCUUUGUGCUACAUGGGAAGCAUUCAUCAUGUAUCCCACAUUUGGGAAGACAAGGGAAAAUCUUUUUAUAUCUCACAGCUGGAUGAUUAUGGGUUGAAAUCUGUGUCAGUGGUUUUAAUGUUUCUGUAAUGUUUUGGGUUGUGGUUUGUUACUUAUAGGGGGUAUAGAAAAAGAAGAUUUCAGUUAAAUGUCAAUGUUGAUUACAGUGCAGGAGAAGUAAUGUCAGUGUUAGGCAUUGCAUCUUUUAUUUCUCAAUGGUGGUUAUCUAGGACUCAUUAAUAGAGUCCAUCACCCAAUACUCUACUUCUCUCUCUCUCUCUCUCUCUCUCUCUCUCUCUCUCUCUCUCUCUCUCUCUCUCUCACUCACUCUCUCACUCUCUCACUCUCUCACUCUCUCACUCACUCACUCACUCACUCACUCACUCUCUCACUCACUCACUCACUCUCUCACUCUCUCACUCACUCUCUCACUCACUCACUCUCUCACUCACUCUCU
Rhineura floridana is the source of this 2583-nucleotide messenger RNA. It is a transcript of the gene TMEM144, whose product is annotated as transmembrane protein 144. Gene Ontology annotation, cellular component: membrane. Bases 870 to 1955 code for a protein of 361 amino acids. Lineage: Eukaryota; Metazoa; Chordata; Lepidosauria; Squamata; Rhineuridae. Gene Ontology annotation, molecular function: carbohydrate transmembrane transporter activity. Gene Ontology annotation, biological process: carbohydrate transmembrane transport. The transcript is spliced from 12 exons. The record is from RefSeq and is a predicted model, not a curated record.